CGGCGGCGCCUGGAUGCGGACCCGGCCGCGGGGAGACGGGCGCCAGCCCCGAAUCGACUCUCAGUCCCCGACGCGCCCCGCCCGACCCCUAAGAUGAAGAAGGUGUCCGCCAGAGGAACCCGGCUGCUGGCAUGGGUACUGUGGCUGCAGGCCUGGCAGGUGGCAGCACCAUGCCCAGGUGCCUGUGUGUGCUACAGUGAGCCCAAGGUGACCAUGAGCUGCCCCCAGCAGGGCCUGCAGGCUGUGCCCACUGGCAUCCCAGCUGCCAGCCAGCGCAUCUUCCUGCACGGCAACCGCAUUUCCCAUAUUCCGGCUGCUGGCUUCCAUGCCUGCCGCAACCUCACCAUCCUGUGGCUGCAUUCCAAUGCACUGGCCCACAUUGACGCCACUGCCUUUGCUGGCCUGACCCUCCUGGAGCAGCUGGACCUCAGCGACAAUGCUCAACUUCGUGCCGUGGAUCCCACCACAUUCCAUGGCCUGAGCCGCCUGCACACACUGCAUCUGGACCGCUGUGGCCUGCAGGAGCUGGGCCCCGGCCUGUUCCAUGGCCUGGCCGCCCUGCAGUACCUCUACCUGCAAGACAAUGGGCUACAAGCGCUGCCUGACGACGCCUUCCGUGACCUGGGCAACCUCACACACCUUUUUCUGCACGGCAACCACAUCCCUAGCGUGCCUGAGCGCGCCUUCCGGGGCCUGCACAGCCUGGACCGGCUCCUCUUGCACCAGAAUCGUGUGGCCCGCGUGCACCCGCAUGCCUUCCAUGACCUUGGUCGCCUCAUGACGCUCUACCUGUUUGCCAACAACCUCUCCAUGUUGCCCGCCGAGGCCCUGGCACCCCUGCGUGCCCUGCAGUACCUUCGGCUCAACGAUAACCCCUGGGUGUGUGAUUGCCGGGCACGCCCACUCUGGGCCUGGCUGCAGAAGUUCCGAGGUUCCUCCUCGGAGGUGCCAUGCAGCUUUCCUGUGCUCCUGGCUGGCCGUGACCUUAAGCGACUAGCCUCCACUGACCUGGAGGGCUGUGCCCUGACCACUGGGCCCUUCCAUCCCAUCCGGACCAGUGGGGCCACCGAUGAGGAGCUGCUGGUGCUGCCCAAGUGCUGCCAGCCUGAUGCAGCAGACAAGGCCUCGGUGCUGGAGCCUGGGAGGCCAGCCUCAGCUGGCAAUGCCCUCAAGGGGCGUGUGCCUCCUGGUGACAGCCCGCCAGGCAAUGGCUCGGGCCCACGGCACAUCAAUGACUCUCCGUUUGGGACCCUGCCUAGCUCUGCAGAGCCUCCACUGACUGCACUGCGCCCUGAGGGUUCCCAGUCGCCAGGGCUCCCCACCACUGGCCCCCGCCGGCGGCCAGGCUGUUCCCGAAAGAACCGCACCCGCAGCCAGUGCCGCCUGGGCCAGGCGGGCAGUGGAGGCAGCGGGGCAGCUGAUGCAGAGGCCUCGGGCACCCUGCCAGCCCUGGCCUGCAGCCUUGUGCCCCUGGGCCUUGCCCUGGUGCUAUGGACAGUACUUGGGCCCUGCUGAUCAGCCAUCAGCCACCAGAGCCUCUCAGCAGCCAGGUGUGUGUACAUAUGGGGUCUCCCUCCAUGCCGCCAGCCAGCGCCUGGGGAUGGGCCCCAUGGGGCAGGCCAGGCCCUCCCUGAUGGACGCCUCCCCUCUAGCCCAACCCCAUCUCCACCCCAUCAUGUUUACAGGGUCAGGGGCUGCGUUUGUUCCAGAACGCUGUCUCCCACCCGGAUCGCGGUAUAUAGAGAUAUGCAUUUUAUUUUACUUGUGUAAAAAUAUUGGACGACGUGGAAUAAAGAGCUUUUUUCUUAA
This is a messenger RNA of Heterocephalus glaber (naked mole-rat), 1809 nucleotides long. It is a transcript of the gene Rtn4r, whose product is annotated as reticulon 4 receptor. Gene Ontology annotation, cellular component: plasma membrane; external side of plasma membrane. The record is from RefSeq and is a predicted model, not a curated record. Gene Ontology annotation, molecular function: protein binding; ganglioside GM1 binding; ganglioside GT1b binding. Gene Ontology annotation, biological process: positive regulation of Rho protein signal transduction. NCBI's taxonomy places the organism in Eukaryota, Metazoa, Chordata, Mammalia, Rodentia, Bathyergidae.